AUGUAUGGGCGAUUUGGGCGCGCGGAGGAGGCGAGCAAGAUCUUCCUCGCGAGCUCGAGCUCCAGGGCGCCGGAUUUGAUCCUGGUCACGGCGAUGGUGGCCGCGCACGCGCAGAGCGGGCAGAACAAGGAUGCGCUGGAGCUCUUCGCGAGGAUGGAUCUGGAUGGCGUGCAGCCGGAUUGCAAGGCGCUCUCGGCGAUCGUGGAUGCGUGCUCGUCGAGCGCUGAGUGGAAGAUCAUCCAUCGAAAUAUGCUGGAGGCCGGGAUUGUGCCCGAUCUAGCGCUGGGGACGGCGCUCAUCAAUCUCUACGGGAAAUCCGGUGGAAUCAAGGAGGCGAGGGCGGUGUUCUUGUCCAUGGAGGAGAGGAACGAGGUCUCCUGGACGGCUAUGGUGGCAGCAUUUGCCCAGACUGGGCACACGGCCGAGGCGCUAGGGUUCUUCCUGGCGAUGAACGUCGAGGGAAUCUAUCCCGACGCGAUCACAUUCGUGAGCGUGCUCAGCGCUUGCAGCCAUGGCGGCAAGAAAUCGCUGGCCCGGGACUACUUCCUCGCCCUCCAGAUCGAUUAUGGGUAUUUGCCAGGAUUGAGCCACUUCGCGUGCUUGGUGGAUGCCCUGGGACGAUCCGGGGAGCUGGAGAAUGCCCAGGCGCUGAUGCGAGUGAUGCCAUUCGUGCCGGAUGGAUUGGCCUGGAUCACGCUCGUCGGCGCUUGCGCUGUUCAUGGCGAUUGGCACAGGGCCGUGGCUGCUGGCGUCGAUUCUGUGACGCUCAAUUCCGAGAGCUCGGCGCCAUAUGUGCUCCUCUACAACAUUCUAGGGUUCUUGGAACCCUAG
Selaginella moellendorffii is the source of this 831-nucleotide messenger RNA. Its product is annotated as pentatricopeptide repeat-containing protein At4g02750-like. Gene Ontology annotation, molecular function: protein binding; RNA binding. Lineage: Eukaryota; Viridiplantae; Streptophyta; Lycopodiopsida; Selaginellales; Selaginellaceae. The record is from RefSeq and is a predicted model, not a curated record. Bases 1 to 831 code for a protein of 276 amino acids. Gene Ontology annotation, biological process: RNA modification. The transcript has a single exon.